AUGGCAGGAAUGCAGCAGCAUAUUCCCCUCUGCAAGAGCGGAAGCGGCGGCCUCACUCUGCGGUUACCGCGCCACCCAGUGAGCCCCACACAGAAGAAGGAAUAUUUUAAUGCUGCACGUCACUCACGCAUUGCCGCCGUCUGCUGCUUCUCCCCACCCUCGCCUCUCCCCGCUACGCUUGCCACCGCUCCCACCACCAGCAUCGGUGUGCGAAUUAGCCCUCCGCCGCACACGGCCGCCCCCUACAGCAAGCCUUCAAGACUGCCGCGGUACCCCACGCACCCGCACAAGCCCCCAAACGUUUCGCCAUCGCCAUCGCCUACGACAUGA
This is a messenger RNA of Trypanosoma rangeli, 330 nucleotides long. RefSeq lists its product as uncharacterized. The transcript has a single exon. Bases 1 to 330 code for a protein of 109 amino acids. NCBI's taxonomy places the organism in Eukaryota, Euglenozoa, Kinetoplastea, Trypanosomatida, Trypanosomatidae. The record is from RefSeq and is a predicted model, not a curated record.